Molecule: messenger RNA, 11053 nt
Organism: Panthera uncia (snow leopard)
Lineage: Eukaryota; Metazoa; Chordata; Mammalia; Carnivora; Felidae
Gene: NOCT
Product: nocturnin
Exons: 3
Coding region: 9656-10843 (395 amino acids)
Biological process (GO): circadian rhythm
Molecular function (GO): poly(A)-specific ribonuclease activity
Source: RefSeq, a predicted model, not a curated record
UUUUCUAGUGUGUGUGUGUGUGUGUGUGUGUGUGUGUGUGUGUGUGUGUGUAUUUGGUUAGUUACCCCAAGAAGCCUAAUGAAAAUUAGCUGCUGAACAAGGGAAGUAAAUUUUCUGAGGUUUCAACACAUGGCCAGCAGAUGGCAGCACAGGAUUGCUCUUUCCAUGAUGGCUUCCUGUGACGUUGGUCGUUUGCAGUUUGUGUAUACUCUGCUCUUUGAGGUUUCCUUGGGCCCAGGGUUGGUGAGCUCCAGCAGCUUCCCAGGUGUGUAUGCAGAUUAUCCUCGUUUUUGUUUAGUUUUUGGCGUUUAAUCAGCAUUUUUUGGCCAAGCCACAGUUUCAGGAGACUAAACUUGUGAGAGAAAUUAUUCGCAGACUGAUUUGGGCAAGCUCCAGAGUAUGCAACUGCUGGGUAACUAGAGAAACAUUAUGUGGAGAGAUGUCUUUCUGUUGUGAUUUCUGAGUGCUGUUAGGACUGCUUGGAAUGUUAGGCCCAGUCAGUUUGGGUCUAACUGUUAGGAUUCUCAUCCAGCAUUCUGAUUAUGGUGUGAAGGUGUUUCAUUAAGUCUUCAUCACUUCCCUCUGACGGUUGGCACUCAGGAACUUAUACUGUAGUCUGCCUGUUGCUUUAGAAGUAUGUAUAAUUGGUGAUAUGAAGAGUAAACUUGUAUUCUGUAUUUUAGUGAUUAGCUCACUUUUGCCUUGUUUUCUAGGAAAGGGAUGACUAAAUGGGUAUUUCAGAAACCUAAAUCUGAAUUCUCUGGCAACUCUUUAAAGGCUAUUAUGAGGGAGGGAAGAAGUAUUUGUUCCUAUUAAGUAGAAUAGCAGUGAGGUAUUUACGCAAGGAGUGAAGAUACCCAGUUCCAAAUGUAUAUGGAAAUACGCUUUUAGAAAAAGAAAAAGGCAGGAAUGGUAUUGCUAAAUCAUAACUAGUCAUAAGAAAUCUGUUUUGAUCUGCCUGUUGCCUGUAUAAAUUAUAUAAUGUGUAUCACACUGAGGAUGAUGGCUGAUACUUUUUCUAGUAAAAUGCCUGGUGGGGGUGGGGAGGGGGAACAAAUACAAUAUGGGGUCAAAUCAAAAAUACCAAUCUCCAGGGGCGCUUGGGUGGCUUAGUCAGUUAAGCAUCUGACUCUUGAGUUCAGCUCAGGUCAUGAUCUCACACACGCUUCGUGAGUUCGAGCCCUUUAUGGGGCUCUGCGCUGGCAGCACAGAGCCUGCUUGAAAUUCUCUCUCUCUCUCUCUCUCUCUCUCUGCCCCUUCCCUGCUCAUGCUCACUCUCUCUCAAAAUAAAUAAACAUUCAAAAAAAAAAAAAGGGUGACUUCCUUGUACUGAGAAGAACUUAAAAGAAAAUACUCAUCUCUAAAUACAUAAAAAACUCACCUACAAGCCAGUAUGAGUGCCAAAUAAAGUUUAGCGCAGAGGUUUUUGUCAGUAUUUCAUACAUUUCAGUGUCUUCGGGGACAAAUUAUUUAUACUGUCUCACCUGAGGAAAUUGGCUUUGGAUGUUGAGCAUCCUGAACCUUUGAAGAUCUUUUUAAAGUGCCACAUAGCAACCCCUAUUAUGGCAUAAGACUUGAACUAGGAUGACUUAAAAUCUUGAAAUUGGACAUGUAUUUAUGUAUGGAAAGAAAUUUUGUUUUAAUUCUCUGAAAGAACAAAAUGAAUGCUAUUUUUAAAAAACAGGUGAGAAACAAUGAGAAUUGAUACCAAGUCAUUUCCUCAUUGUAAAAACGGCAUAAUAAGAGUCCCUACGUCCUAGGAUUGUUAUGAGAGUUAAUUGAAAAUGCAGUUAGAGCAAGCAGAAUUUGUAAAUGGUGUAAGGUUUGUUUGUUUAUUUUUAAGUUUAUUUUGAGAGAGCGAGAGCGAGUGCACGUGCACACAAGUUGGGGAGGGGCAGAGAGGGAGGGAGAGAGAAUCCCAGGCAGGAUCCACACUGUCAGUGCAGAGCCGGAUGCAGGGCUCAAACUCGGGAACCACGAGAUCAUGACCUGAGCUGGAGUGGGAUGCUUAACCGACUGAGCCACCCAGGUGCUCCUGGGUUUUCUCUGUUUUUGUUUGUUUGUUUUUUAAGUUUAUAUAUUUUGAGAGAGUGAGAGAGAGAAGUAGAGAGAGAAUCGCAUGACGUGGGGCUCCAUCUUAGAAACCGUGAGAUCAUGACCUGAGCAGAAAUCAGCAGUUGGACGCUUAACUGACUGAGCCACGCAGACACCCCAGAAUUUGUAAAUGGUGCCUGUUAAGUAUUCAGUAAUCCUUAGUGGUCACUGGCAUCAUUUUUAGGAUGGGGAGAAAGAAAGGUGCCCAAUAAUCUUUAGUUUUCUUAUGUUUUGAAAUUUUUGUAGCCUUACUACAUUGUAGUCCUUAUGGGGGUCUGAGUCUUGGCUGGCACUGUGUUUUAAGUGCAAAAAUAGUAUGUGAAGUGUUGUUUUGGGUUUUUUCCCCUUGGUGCAUAAUGAACAGGUUUUCUUAAAGCAUGGGGACAGGGCCCCGGGGCAGAAAGAGCUGCCAUAUGUGAAGUCUUUAUGUGUUCACUUUUAGUUAUUCCCUAGCUUGGGAUUUUGCACUUACUUUGACAUGUCUGUAUGUUACCAGAAAGUUUUGGGAAAUACAGCCUUAAGAAAUAACUAAGUAAGCUCAUAUGUUCUUGGGACUAGGAACAGAAAAGAAAAACCGAACACAUGGGAAAAAAUGAGUUGGGACUUCCCCAAAUCCCUCUUUUCUUUCUGUCUCAUGACUUUUUGAGAAGAAUAUUUUUGAAGUAUAGAAAAUCUAGGUUGGAUACCAGAAAUAUAAAGACAGACGUCAGGGAAGAUUAUCCAUAAUUUGGGGUAAUUGAAGUCUCUGGAGCAGCACGGAGACAACUUUCCAGCAGUGACUUCCUAGCUUUUGUGAUCGUAUGUGCUACCAGUUUAAAACAGUUUAAAACAUGGGGCGCCUGGGUGGCUCAGUCGGUUAAGCGGCCGACUUCGGCUCAGGUCAUGAUCUCGCUGUCUGUGAGUUCUAGCUCCGCGUCGGGCUCUGUGCUGGCAGCUCAGAGCCUGGAGCCUGUUUCGGAUUCUGUAUCUCCCUCUCUCUCUGACCCUCCCCCGUUCAUGCUCUGUCUCUCUCUGUCUCAAAAAUAAAUAAACGUUAAAAAAAAAAAUUUUUUUUAAACAAAAAAACAGUUUAAAACAAAUUUAGUUAUGUGCUCUGUGUUUGUAUGAAUUGUAUACAUGUCUGCUUUCAACCUCUUAUAUUGUCUUUAAAAAACAUAUUUUUAAUGUUUAAUUUUGAGAGAGGGCACAGGUCGGGGAGGAGCAGAGAGAGAGAGGCAGACAGGAUCUGAAGCAGGCUCCGCACUGACAGCAGAGAGCCCGAUGCGGGACUCAAACUCACGAACAGUGAGGUCAUGACCUGAGCUGAAGUGGUAUGCUUAACCAACUGAGCCACCCAGGCGCCUGCCUCUCUCUCUCUCUCUCUCUCUCUCUCUCUCUUUCUCUUUCUCUCUCUCUCUCUCUCGGAGAAAGAUUAUAUUUUAUAAGAAAUGUUUUAGACUCAUAUCUUUAUUUUUAUCCUUACAAUAAUCCUGGACAUAUAAAGAUAUAAAAUGCAUGUUUUUAGAAUGCAUAAAAGCAGGUUGAUGGCAGAGAUAACUCAGUUGUUAGCUAAUGGCAUACAGCAAGUGGAAAAUCAGAAUCCUACACAUAUCUAUAGUUAUUUCUGUAUCUGUACAUCUUAUGUGUAUGGUAAGCGAAACAUGAAUUCAUCCUGUCUCUGACCACAUGAUUCAUUGUAGCCUUUUUUGCUCUUUAACUUAACUUCAGUCUCUGUGAGAAAUAGGGUUCCCAUCAUCCACUACCCCUUUACUUGUUCAACACCAAUAUAUAUGAAGCAGUUUUGAGAUUAACACCUACUACACCUGUGAGAAACUUUACUAACUAGAAUACUGUUCCUUUCGUCUUGAGCCAUGUGGUUUCCCAUUAAACAGUGUUUUCCAAAAUUACUCAGAUCAAUAGCUCCCUUUUUACUGAACCCCUUCUGUGAGAUUGCCAUACAUUUAUUUGUAAAAAGUUAGAUUCAUUUGUCAAAGUCUGCAUUCCCUCUUGAGAUCGUUCCACCUCCUGGUUGAUAUUUUAAAUUUGUACACAUUAAAGUUUGACAGACAGUUGUUUGGAUUUUGACAAAUGCAUAGGAUUGUGUCUCUACCACUCUAGGACUGUGCAGAUUGGUUCCAUCACCCCAAAUAUUCCCCUAGUCAGCCACCGCUUCCCCACUCCAUCCCUUAGCAACUACUAAUCUAUAGUUUUGCCUUUUCAAAAAUGGCAUGUGAACACAGUCACAUAAUAGGUAAGUUUUAGGAUCUGGCUUCUUUCACUUCCAGAAUGCAGUUGAGAUCCAUCCGUGUUGCAAGGAUGACUCUUGCAAAUCGACAGCUUGAUCCUUUUCACGGCUGGAUACCGUGUUAUUCAGUUGUUUAUCCAUUCCCAUGGUGAAGGGCAUCUUAGUUGCUUCCAGUUUGGGAUGAUUAUUAAUAAGACUGCUUAACAUUUGUGUGUGUAUUUUUCUGCAGGAACAGAAGUUUUCAAUUCACUUAGCUAAAGUACCUAGGGGCACGAGUUAUGGGCCAUAUGUAAGUCUAGGCUUUAUAAAAACCUGCCAGACUGUCUUCUAGAGGGGCUGUACGUGGGAAGCAAUAAAUGGCAGUUUGUGAAAAUUGGUGUCAUUUCUUAUUUAAAUAUUUGAUAGGCUCACCAGGGAGGCCAACAGGGCCUGGGCUUGAUAAUUUGGUAUCCUUGCUGCCCUAGUUGAACUACUUGCAUUGAGCUUGAGGGGCAGGGGGGACUAGCCCUGGUGCAGGGUUCGGUAGCUUUCAUGAACAGAAGCUUCUGUUUGUUGUAUGCCUUUGGUCUGUAUCCAGAGCAUUGACAUAGUUGGUUUUGACAGUUCUGUUCAGGUUUAUAGUGCUUUUGGGGGGGAGAGGAUAUGUGGGCUUCUUCAUGCCUGUCAUGUCCAAAGUCUCCUGCUUCAGCGUUUUUCCCUCUGGUACCCGCCCCCCCCCCCCCCAUUAGCAAACUAAACAUGUAUAAUAGCCUCCAAAAAUUCUCUUGCCUCCAUCUCUAGCCACUACAUUUCUCUCUCUUUCAGGGCAAAAUUUCCUCAAAAUAUGUCUCUACUCUCUCCUGUUUCCUUUUUUCCCCACAACUCCACCAAAAAUUGGAAAUGGCUAUUGUUAAAGUCACUGAAGUUUUCCAUGUUGCUAAAUCCAGAUGGUCUCAGUCUUUGUUUUGCUUGAACUGUCAGUAGUAUUUGGCACAAGAGGGGACUACUUCAUGGGUGAAACACUUUCUUUGCUUUGUUUCCAGGAAGAUUCCAGAAUAGGAUCCCCUUAUUCUACUUCUCUGGCUUGUCAUCCUCAGAUUUUCACCACAUCUUUCCCGGUUUGCUGCAGAGCUCAAUCCUUUGACCUGUUUUCUCUCUACACUCACUUUAGUCUCAAGUGUCCACUAACUUCUAAACGUUUAUUUCCAGUGUGUACCUCUCUCCUGAACCCUAGUCGUAUCUAAUUGCUAAACUCCUAUUUUCUGCAAACCCCAUCAAAUCUUCCUAGCUAGUAUUGGAAACCUCCUCUUUCUGGUUGCUCUGCUGGCAAUGCUCAGGACCUUUUUGACCAUUCUUCUCUCUCAGACCACAUCCAGCUUAUCACCAAAACUUAUUGGCUCCAAUUUUAGUAUUCAUAAUCCAGCCACUUUAACUGCUGUCACUGGUCUAAGCUAUGACACUGACACUGUCUUUCACCUGGAUGAUUGUAAUUGUCCUCUGAUGGCUUUUUCUAUGUCUGCCCUUACUUCCCUACGGUGUAGUGUAUUUUUAAGACAUCAGCCAGUGAGAUUUUUUUAAUUGUAAAUCAGAUUCUUACUCCUGCUUAACAUUUUCAAGUGGCUUCCCCUCUCAGAUAAAGGCUCAAGUCCUUAGAAUGGCCUACAGUGCCCUGUAUAAUCUGCUCCCCUGUCCUCACUGCUUCACUUAGCUCUUUAUUCAUUCAGUGUAUCAUUUCAGUGCCUUGCUAUUUAUGAACCCUGCCAAGCGUGGUCCUUUCUCAGGACUUGUAUUUGCUGUUCCCUCUGCCCAGAAUGUUUGUUCUCUCAUUGGAUCUCCAUAAGACUUAAUGAAUUUAUUGCCUUACCAUCUUCACCUCUCUGCUCAAAUUCCAUCCUUUAGUGAGACCUCCUUGAGCAUCCCACACGGAUUAGCAGCUCCCCACUUGCUAGCAUUCCCUAUCUCCCUUUCUUCAUUUUUUUCUCCAUAGCCGUUUUCACCAGAUGACCAUCACCUUGUAUUUCCCCACUACAGCAGAAGCUCCAUGAAGACAGAUUUUAGUCAGUUCACUGGUCUGUCUCCAGUGGGCUAGUGUCCAGUAUGUGUGUGUUUGAGAGAGGGAAGCAGGACUUUAUGGUGGCUACCUGUGAUGGGCCAAGUGUUUUAGUCAGCAAUUAGAGCUCCAUAUUUUAAGUCUUUUUCUGGGUAUUGUUAUCCAUUCUGAUUAUUUUAACCCUUAUUUACCCUAGCCCAUUCCGCAUAGUAAGUACUCAGUUUUUCUCUCAUUAGUUCACGUGUAUUAAUCUUUCCCCAAACACUUGUUAAUUUCUUGAGAGAAAAGAUCUAACACACAUCUUAUUGGUAUGAGUGCCCAUCCCCAAACUCAGGGAAUAGGGAAAUAAGAAUGUAAAAUUAAUGUACUGUCAACAGAUUAUCCCUGAGGACUGAGAGAUUAGAUUAAGAAGAUUAGAGUUUUGGGGUGCCUGGGUGACUCACUUGAGUGCCCGCCUUUGGCUCAGGUCGUUAUCUUGCAGUUUGUGAGUUUGAGCCCCGUGUGGGGCUCGAUGCUGUCUGCCCAGACCCUGCUUCAGAGUCUCUGUCCCCCCCUUUCUCUCUCUCUCUCUCUCUCUCUCUGCCCCUCCCCCAUUCAUGCUCUCUCCCUCUAAAAUGAACAUUAAAAAAAAAAAGUUUUCUCCAAGACCACACCCAAGAGAGUAAAAGAUUAAAUUGUAUAGUGUACAGUGAAGGCAUAGACUGACGCCCUCCUCCAGGAGUGGGUAGACCUCAGAGACAUCUUUCAGCAUCAUCUGUUCUCUCUUCUAGUUCAGGCUCACUGUGCAGCACGUUGGUUGAUUGAUUAGUCAGCUUCCCAGGUACUUUACCAUUAGAAGGCAUGUGCUGGUCACUGUUAUUAUAGAACUUGGUAUUCACGCUUGCAUCAGUCCAUCUUAGGGACCAUCUUUCAGUUUCCUUUAAGAUCUAAGGAGCAGAGACAAGACUAUAAUAAUGCUCCCUAACAAUUUCCCUCUACCUAGAAUCUUCACAGUUUAGCCUAAUGACAUCUUUUGCAGCUAAAUGAAUCCACAGUGAAAUAAGAGCAAGAGGUCUACGCUAGUAAAACUUCUUUAAAGGCUUAUUUUCAGUGCAUUCCAUACCCAGGUACAGUUGACUCUUGAACAACACAGGGGGUUUAAGAGUACCGACCCCCUGCACAGUUAAAAAUGUGCAUGUAAAAAAAAUUUGCAUGUGACUUUUGACUCCCCAAAACUUUACUAAUAGCCUACUGUUGACAGGAAGCCUUCCUGCUAAUGUAAACAGUCGAUUAGCACAUAUUUUGUCUGUUAAAUGUAUUAUAUGCUGUAUUCAUACAGGAAAGCAAGCUAGAGAAAAGAACAUGUUAAGAAAAUCAUAAGGAGAAAAUACAUUUAGAGUGCUGUACUGUGAAAAAUCCACAUAUAAUUGAAUCACAUGUUCCACCUGUGUUGUUCAGGGUCAGCUGUUCUGUUAAUAUGUGAAAUUGUCCAUUCUGGGCCUCAAAUAUGAGAGGAAUAAAAGUCAUUCUGAAUGGUACAUGCAAGUUUUCUCAGGAGAAAUAUGUGUGUCUCUGGUACAAGUAAUAGAAAUGUUAUUUUGAGGUUGCCACCAGUUCUAACCUUGAUUCGUUUUCCAAAAAAAAUCUCGAGAAAAUGAGGAUCCUUUGACAGGCCCUCAUUUGAAAGCUGGGUAAGCAGGUAUAGAGAGCUGGGCACAGUUAAACACUGACGGAACCAGGAGCGGAAUUGGUGUGUUGACAUCUGUCCCGUUCAGGCCUGAGUACUUGGCUGUGCCACAAGGUGCCUUCAUUGUGUUUGCUAUAAAGCUUUGUCUUUCGAGGGCAGAUUUAAUUUUUGAAAACCACUGAAAGACUUUGAGAGGCUGAGUCAACAGAUAGGUGAUCAGAUUUAAUCAUUGCAAUUAGUCCAAAAUGGGUUGGCUUUAACAAGAGUGUUUUCCUUGAGUGUUGUGGCUAAAAGUCUAUAAAUGCAUUUUCAAAACUAAACCCAAAAAAGGACAACAGAGAAUGAUGGAGUUAGAAUAUCCAUUUGCUUUGUUUCAUACCUACGCAACAGUCUCACAAUAAUAACAAUACAAACACUACCACUACUAAUUAUGAUCUCUGAAAACAGUUUACAGGUUUUUAAAUUUUAUUGUAUUUUGAUUUUAGUAAUCUGUGCACCCAGCAUGGGGCUCAUACCCAUGACCUCUAGAUCAAUUGUGUGCUCUUCCUACCGAGCCAGCCAGGCACCCCAGUUUAAAAUUUUUAAAUUGAAUAUAUAUUUUUAAAUAUUUAUUCUUGAGAGAGAGAGAGAGAGAGCGAGAGAGAGGAAGACAGAAAGAAUCCCAAGCAAGCUACACACUGUCAGUGUAGAGCCCGACGCGGGACUUGAACUCAUGAACCACGAGAUCAUGACCUAAGCCGAAAUUGAGUCAGACGCUUGACCCACUGAGCCACCCAGAUGCCCCUAGAAUAUAUUAAAAAAAAAAAAAAAAAAAAAAAUUAAAUAAAUAUAUUUUCGUCAUUGUGGUCCCUACUCCCUGCCCCCUUUCUCAGCUGUAUUAAAUCUUUGUAAGUUCAUUGUGGGAUCACAUAGCCGUUAUAUAAUGUACUCUCUCAACCCCAUUUAGACUUGAUUUUCUUUUUUUUUUUUUUUUUAACGUUUAUUUAUUUUUGAGACAGAGAGAGACAGAGCAUGAACGGGGGAGGGUCAGAGAGAGGGAGACACAGAAUCUGAAACAGGCUCCAGGCUCUGAGCUGUCAGCAUAGAGCCCGAUGUGGGGCUCGAACUCACAGACUGUGAGAUCAUGACCUGAGCCGAAGUCGGCCGCUUAACCAACUGAGCCACCCAGGUGCCCCUAGACUUGGUUUUCUAAGCAGUAUGUUUAAUGCUUACCACCCAUCUUAUAUCAAAGUCCUACCAUUUUGGUCUGAAGUUAGUGCUCUAGUUCCAGAGGUGGCAAAAUUUUUCUGAAGAGGGCUGGAUAAACAUCUAGGCUUUGAGAGCCAAAAGUGAUCCUAUUCCAUAUUGUGUGUGUGUCUAUGUAUGUUUUUAACAACCUUUAAAACCAUUCUUAGCUGGAGGACUGUGCAAAAGUACCUCUGGCUAGUUCGUCAGCCCUGCUCAUUUGCUCAGGAAGGGCUGAUGGAGUCAGUCAAUAUUCCCAUGUUGCUAGAUAUAAAUUCCUUGCUCACAUGUAGAUGAGCCAUAUAUAUAAAGUUUGAGUUAUAUAUUUCAAAUAUGCAACUUCAUUUUCUUCUGGCAUAAAACAUUGCAAUUGAAGUCUGAUGAUACUCUUAAUUUACUUUCCUUACAAGUUAACUCGAUGUUUUUGCCUAGAUGCCCAAGGGAUUUUCUUUUUCUUUACAGUCCAGUUGGUGUUGCUCAUUCUGGGUUGAUAUUCUCAGUGUGCUCCAUGGGACACGGCACGAGCAGGCUCUAUAGUGCUCUCGCCAAGACACUGAACAGCAGCACUGCCUCCCAGCACCCGGAGUAUUUGGUGUCACCUGAUCCAGAACAUCUGGAGCCCAUUGAUCCUAAAGAACUCCUUGAGGAAUGCAGGGCUGUCCUGCACACUCGACCCCCCCGAUUCCAGAGGGAUUUUGUGGACCUGAGGACGGAUCACCCCAGCAGCCACCCACCUAUUAGGGUCAUGCAGUGGAACAUCCUUGCCCAAGCUCUUGGAGAAGGAAAAGACAACUUUGUGCAAUGCCCUGUGGAAGCACUCAAGUGGGAAGAAAGGAAAUGUCUCAUCCUAGAAGAAAUCCUGGCCUACCAGCCUGAUAUAUUGUGCCUCCAAGAGGUGGACCAUUAUUUUGACACCUUCCAACCACUCCUCAGUAGACUGGGCUAUCAAGGCACAUUUUUCCCCAAGCCCUGGUCACCUUGUCUAGAUGUGGAACACAACAACGGACCAGAUGGCUGUGCCUUGUUUUUUCUCCAGAACCGAUUCAAGCUAGUCAAUAGUGCCAAUAUCAGGCUGACGGCCAUGACACUGAAAACCAAUCAGGUGGCCAUUGCACAGACCCUAGAGUGCAAGGAGUCCAGUAGACAGUUCUGUAUCGCUGUCACCCACUUAAAAGCACGCACUGGCUGGGAACGAUUUCGCUCAGCUCAGGGUUGUGACCUUCUCCAGAACCUCCAAAACAUCACUCAAGGAGCCAAGAUUCCCCUUAUCGUCUGUGGGGACUUCAACGCAGAGCCAACAGAGGAGGUCUACAAACACUUUGCUUCCUCCAGCCUCAACCUGAACAGUGCCUACAAGCUGCUGAGUGCUGACGGGCAGUCCGAGCCCCCGUAUACUACCUGGAAGAUCCGGACCUCAGGGGAGUGCCGGCACACGCUGGAUUAUAUCUGGUAUUCUAAACAUGCUCUGAGUGUGAGGUCAGCUCUUGAUUUGCUCACCGAAGAACAGAUUGGACCCAACCGGCUGCCGUCUUUUAAUUACCCUUCAGACCAUCUGUCUCUAGUGUGUGACUUCAGCUUUAAUGAGGAACCUGAUGGACUUUUAUAAAUGCUCGUCUGUGUCUUUUUCAUCACAAGAAGUCUUAACCAGGGAUGUUUCAGGAAACUGAAAUAGGAUAAAAAGUUGCCUGAGGAAGGAUUCCCAAUUUCUUUUACAUCAUUUUCCGUGUUUCCAGCAUGCCCUUGGGAACCCAGGAAUCCCAUUAGUCCAUAAACCUUUUCCAUUAAAACCUACAGCAAAAAAGGUGUUUGCACUCCA